Messenger RNA from Strongyloides ratti, 2253 nucleotides. Its product is annotated as Sodium:neurotransmitter symporter family-containing protein. NCBI's taxonomy places the organism in Eukaryota, Metazoa, Nematoda, Chromadorea, Rhabditida, Strongyloididae. Gene Ontology annotation, biological process: sodium ion transmembrane transport. The coding region runs from base 1 to 2253 and encodes 750 amino acids. The transcript is spliced from 2 exons. Gene Ontology annotation, cellular component: membrane. The record is from RefSeq and is a predicted model, not a curated record.
AUGUCAAAAAUUCAAAAUGAAAUUAAGAAGUCAGAAGAAAGUACAGUAAAUGAACAAUUAACUUACCAAGUGAAUCCUUUAAUGCAAAAUAAAAAAAUUUUAUUAACAGAUAGUAGUACAGAAGGUGAUUCUUUUUAUUUAUUUAAACCUACUGAUAAAAUUCCAACAAUAUUAAAUAAAAAUGAAAAGAAAAAAGAACCAAUAGAAGAUGAUAAUGAAGAAGAGGAAGAGGAUUGUGAUUUUCCAGUAUUGAUACAAGAUUAUAGUGAGCUACUAAAGUUGGAAAAAAUUUUUAAAAAAUCAAAAUAUUUUCAACUUAUAAAAAGUUCUAUAAAAGAUAACUUGCCUUUUGAAGAAAUGGAAAUACCAGAUCUUAUUAAUGAUGAAGAAGCAAAAUUAUAUUAUAGAAAUGUUAGUACAGCAAAAACAGAAAUAAUUAAAAAUACUUCAAAGAUAAAUUUAAAUAAAGUUGAAAAUCAUGAUUUUUCUGAUAGUCUUGAUGUACUUGAUACAUCUAAUGAACAAACAAUUAAUUCAUGGUAUGGGCGAUUAUUUAGUCUUUUAGCAGUAACAAUAACACCUACAUAUCAUUUUAAUAUAAUAACUCUUACUAUUAUUUAUGGAAGAGAAUUUUUAUCGGCUUGUGUAUUUGUAACUUUAUAUUUUUGUAUGCCAUUUAUGUACUUAGAAAUAUUAAUUGGUCAAUUUACGGCUGUAAAUGUUUCUUCAUUCUUUUCUAAAAUGGCACCAGCCUGGAAUAUGGUUCGUAUUAUAUUUGUAAUAAAUUUUUAUAUAUCUGGUGUCUAUUCUUUAAUUUAUGGUAUCUAUUCAUCCACUGAAGUUUUAAAUAUAGUUUCUGAAAUGUCUAUAUCAAGAACAGCUACUAAUCUUUGUCAUGAAAAUAAUAAUAAUACUUGUAUCAAACCAGAUUUAGCUUAUUAUUGUUUGUAUGCUCCAAAAAAUAAAGAAUAUUUUGAAGUAUGCCAAAUGUAUAAUGAACUUUUUGAAAAAGCAUACUAUAGGCAAGAUAUGGAUAAUAUUUAUAAUGAUAGAUUUAUUGAAAAAUUGAACUACACAUUUAGUAUUAUUCCACAUCAAAAUUAUUCAUUGUUUUUUUAUCCAUGUGUUCUUGUUGUAUGGUUUUUUAUAGCAAUGUUUAAAAAAUAUGGUUAUUCAAGAAUAGGUGGUAUAAUGGCAUUUUUUUAUAUAUCAUAUGUUUUGUCAUUAUUAGGAUUACUUUUUAAAUUAUUGUUAAGUGAUUCUUUAUUAAAUUAUUUAACAUUUCUUGUAUCAUCUAAACCAAAUAUGUUUAUUGAUGUUGCCAUUGAAAUAUGGAUUGUAGCAUUUUAUCAAAUGGUAAAAAUAUUUAAAUCAGGGCAAGGUGUUGUUAUGAAAAUAUCUUCAUACUUUCCAACAAAUACCAAUAGUACAAAUAUAGCUUUUAUAGUGUGUGGAAUAAAUUUUAGUCUUUUGCUUUUACACAUAAUUGUUUGGUUUAAAUUUUUUGAAAAUGCAGUUAAUCAGGGGUCAAAAGAUUAUAUUAGUAGCUUAUUAACAAUGUCUAAAAGUGAUAUAAGAACAUAUUUAUCUUCAAGUUUAGCUUUAUAUGUUGAUAAUAAUAUAGGAUAUACUAGAUCAUUUGCUUUAUUAUAUCAUCUCAUGAGUGUUGGAAUAUCAACAUACCAAGCAUUUGUUUACAUUGAUUUAUUGGAUUGUGAACUUCAUAAUAUAGGUGUAAAACAUAAUAGAUAUGCAACAGCAAGAUAUAAAACAACAACAACAAUAACUUUUCUAUUUUUAUUACUUCCAAUCUUUUCUCUUAUAUAUCCAGAAAUUGGAAAAAUUUUUUUCAUUAUUGAAGAAACAUUAAAUUUUGAAAUAUUUUUAUGUUUAUGGCAAUUAUCAUUAAUAAUAGUUGGAGUAGGAUAUAAUAAAAUUCAUUUAGUUGGUUCAGCAAAAUUUUUAACACAUUUAUAUAAAUUUUUUCUUGGAAAAUAUUUUACUUUUUGUUUAAUACCAGGAUUAGUUUUACUUUUAUCUGUAACAUUAGAAAGAGAAAUUUUAGUUGAAUGGCAAAUGUUUAUCAGAGAAACAACAGAUCCAUUUUAUAAUAAUCUGGUUAAUUUAUUUUUUGUAUGGCUCCUAAGAUUUUGUAUGAUUAUAUGGCCAUUUUUUCAAAUGUUACGUAAUACAUUUAAUGGUAAAAAGUCAACAUUUGCUUUUAUAUGUCAAUUGCCAAUGAGAAAACGAUAA